GGCCAGAGCAGCAGCAGCAGCGGCGGCGGCGUUUGAGUGGAGGAAGAUGGCGGCUCCGGGCGGCUCUGGGUCCCGCCAGCUGUAAGGAGCCCCAGUGCGGCAAGCGCCGCUUGAGGCGGAGCGCCUCUGCUCUGGCCCUGUCCCUGGCUCCCUCAUCGCCGUCGCCAGCGGAGCGAACCCGAGAGCGUGGCGCGGGCUGGGCCAGGUGUUUGAGUGGAAUGUCAUGGCCAGCUCCUCGGACAGUGAAGAUGACAGUUUCAUGGCUGUGGACCAAGAAGAAGCUCUGCUGGAAGGGACAAUGGAGCAGGAGGAGGAGCCCCGCCCGGCGCUGGAGGCUGAGGAGACGAGACCUAACAGGUCCAUGUCUGAGCUGCCAGAGGAGGUUUUGGAGUAUAUCCUAUCCUUCCUCUCGCCAUACCAGGAGCACAAAACCGCGGCCCUUGUCUGCAAACAGUGGUACCGACUCAUCAAAGGUGUAGCCCACCAGUGUUAUCAUGGUUUCAUAAAGGCUGUCCAGGAAGGACACAUUCAGUGGGAGAGUCGGACGUACCCUUACCCUGGAACCCCGAUCACUCAGCGGUUCUCACACAGUGCAUGCUAUUACGAUGCUAAUCAGUCUAUGUAUGUGUUUGGAGGCUGUACCCAGAGCAGCUGCAAUGCUGCCUUCAAUGACCUCUGGAGACUUGACCUGAAUAGCAAGGAGUGGAUCCGACCUUUGGCUUCAGGGUCCUAUCCUUCCCCUAAAGCUGGAGCAACUCUGGUCGUGUACAAGGACCUACUGGUGCUGUUUGGUGGCUGGACGCGGCCAAGCCCGUAUCCCCUACACCAACCAGAGAGAUUCUUUGAUGAAAUACACACUUACUCACCUUCUAAAAACUGGUGGAACUGCAUUGUGACAACCCAUGGGCCACCUCCAAUGGCUGGCCAUUCCUCCUGUGUGAUAGAUGAUAAAAUGAUUGUCUUCGGUGGCUCCUUAGGAUCCCGGCAAAUGAGCAACGAUGUCUGGGUCCUUGACCUCGAGCAGUGGGCGUGGUCCAAGCCGAACAUCUCCGGCCCCAGUCCUCAUCCUCGAGGUGGCCAAUCUCAGAUUGUCAUAGAUGAUGCAACUAUCUUAAUCCUUGGAGGGUGUGGCGGUCCCAAUGCUCUCUUCAAGGAUGCUUGGUUGUUGCACAUGCACUCGGGCCCCUGGGCCUGGCAGCCACUCAAGGUAGAAAAUGAAGACCAUGGGGCCCCAGAACUGUGGUGCCACCCAGCUUGUCGGGUGGGGCAGUGUGUGGUGGUCUUCAGCCAGGCUCCUAGUGGGAGAGCCCCACUCAGCCCCAGUUUGAACUCCCGCCCAUCGCCUAUCAGUGCCACUCCUCCAGCCCUGGUUCCUGAAACCCGAGAGUACCGCUCUCACUCUCCAGUAAGGAGUAUGGAUGAAGCCCCUUGUGUUAACGGCCGCUGGGGAACACUGAGACCCAGAGCUCAAAGGCAGACCCCCUCAAGUUCCCGGGAAGGGAGCCUUUCCCCAGCCAGAGGAGAUGGCUCUCCCAUCCUCAAUGGUGGGAAUUUGUCUCCAGGAACAGCAGCUAUAGGUGGCUCUUCGUUGGACAGCCCUGUGCAGGCUGUAUCUCCUAGCACUCCGUCUACCACUGAAGGAUAUGACCUCAAAAUGGGACUUUCUCUGGCCCCCCGACGAGGGUCACUACCGGAUCAGAAAGAUCUGAGGUUAGGAUCCAUAGAUCUGAAUUGGGAUCUGAAACCCGCACCGAGUAGCAAUCAUAUGGAUGGUGUGGACAACAGGACAGUUGGGGGAAGCAUGAGACAUCCUCCUGAACAGACAAAUGGUGUGCACACCCCGCCACAUGUGGCCAGUGCCCUUGCAGGAGCUGUCUCCCCAGGUGCCCUGCGUCGGAGCCUAGAAGCCAUCAAAGCAAUGUCAUCCAAAGGCCCUUCAGCCUCCGCAGCACUAAGUCCUCCUCUGGGGUCUUCUCCAGGCUCUCCUGGGAGCCAGAACCUGAGCAGUGGAGAAACAGUGCCCGUUCCCCGCCCAGGACCUGCCCAAGGAGAUGGACAUUCCUUACCUCCCAUUGCUCGCCGCCUGGGCCACCACCCUCCUCAGUCCCUAAAUGUUGGCAAACCUUUGUACCAGAGUAUGAACUGCAAGCCCAUGCAGAUGUACGUGCUAGACAUUAAAGACACCAAGGAGAAGGGGCGGGUCAAAUGGAAAGUAUUUAACAGCAGUUCUGUGGUCGGACCUCCUGAAACCAGCCUGCAUACAGUGGUCCAAGGCAGGGGUGAACUCAUCAUAUUUGGAGGACUCAUGGACAAGAAACAGAAUGUGAAGUACUAUCCAAAAACAAACGCCUUGUACUUUGUGCGAGCAAAGAGAUAAUGUGUUCUAAACCCCUUUCCCUUUCUGUGGCUUUUAAUUUUCCAGCGUGCAAGCAUUUGGACUGAGAAUUGGGAAAACAAAGGACAGAUACUCCCAUAAACCAAAACCCCAGUUCCCAACCUCACUCACUCCAGGCUGGGAUAAAAUCUCCAUUAAGAAAAAAAUUAUAUAUAAAUCUAUAAAUAUAUAUUCUAUAGCCAACUCUGUUUACAGAGAGGGAGACGUCUCCAUCCUGGUUCAGAUAAAUUUGUUGCUGUGUUUUAGCAGAGGCUGUGCUGCCUUUUUCUACUUUGCUGGUAACUAGACCCAGAAUUUAGGGAACAGACUAAUGUCAGAAUUUAUCUAAAGCAACUGAAGAGCCCCCGUAAAUCUUUAUGUGGCCUUCUUGGAGUUAGAGAAAGAGCGUGUGUAAGGUGUACACGUGGAGCCUCCCGAUCCUCGGGCUCCAGGAGCUGGCAGGGUGAAAGGAGCCUGUAGAGAACUCUUCCUCUCUUCCUUUUAAAACCACACGGGACCUAUGCAGACUUCUCUUUGAGGUCAUGCCCUCUGCCCUUGGGACUGAGGAAAGUUACCCAGCCAGGAAUUCUGUUCCACGUGUGUGUGCCAGGAUCACCGUGAGGCAGUGUUUAUACAGGGACGCCUGUCCACCUAGUGUCCACUGGUCUUUAGCGUGCUCCCUCCGUGUCUCAGAAAACAUAUUGGUGUCUGAUUUUGGAAUUUUCUGACAAUCGUAUUUGAUUGCAAGUUGCCAAAAACCACAUUUGUUCCCUUAAAACUUGAUCCUCAGAAGCUGCCUUUUCCUUUUUUUUUUUUUUUUGGCAUAUGUGGAUUUUUUUUUUUUUUUUUAAGCCCUGAAAGCUUUCUCACUUUCUGUUUCUUUUACAAAGCUAAGGUGCCUAGGGAAAUCUCCUAGAGAUAUUUUUGGAACCCCUUCUCUGGUAUCACUUAGGGGGCCUGGUAGGGAAUUCCAAGAUGUCAGUAUCAUGAGAAAUCCUUAAAGCAUCAAAAAAUACUGUUUUUUCCCUUUGGGCUUCUUUUUACUUCCAAAGCACGUUGGGCACACCCAUCCAUAUUUAUACAAUGUGGAAAUUGAUCCUGAAAGGUAAUCUCAGUAAUACUUCCUUCUAGAAGUGAUUUCUGCCCUUGUUGCGACAUGCAUUUUUCUGCCUGGCUGUUGACUACUACUGAUUGGGUUGAGUGUCGGGUGCUUAGCUCUUUGAUGCAAGGCUCACCUCAGGAGCGGCCCCUCCUUUGUGACUGUCUCUUUCACAUGUGACCCAAAUAAAGGUUGGGUUUUUAUGUCACGCCAUUUCUGAGAUAAAGUGCAACGAACUAGAGCAUUUCUUUGGUUGAUAUAGGAAGUUACAAAUUACCAGUCUGUAAACCAUGGCCUGAGCCUAGAAGAUGUUAGAGUAAGUCAAAUGGCACCACUUUAAUUUUUGGUAAUUUCUCAUCCGUGGAAAGAUUUUUACUUUGCCUUUAGGAUUUGAAUUUUAAAACACUGCAUUUCCCAUCUUUCACACUCCCGUUUUUCUUAAUAGCAUUUCCCAAGCAGAAGCCUGCCGACAGCUGGCCUUGGGUCCUGGCUUUUGGCCAACUCUUAGCAGUCUGUCUGAUAAGUGUGUUUUCUCCUAUUACAUCAUGUUGAAUUCUUUCCCCUAGCCAUUAGCUUUUACAAUGUGGUCUUGGUGGGAAAGCCCCUCUGGUGCCAAGCCCAGGAAAGGGCCAGAUCACAGGGAGAGGUCUGUGUUCCAGAAACUGUUCCCUUAGAUGAUGAAACUACCAUGUGCCUAUUUACUAUGGUGUCCACCUACUCCUAGCUCAGCACUUAGCUUGCUAGACACCUUGCUCCUGGGCUGUUGCUGGUCCUUCUUCGGCAAAGACUGUUAGAUCAUGUGGGGUCCUUACUCACAAGAGAAAGCUUAGCCUGUAAAAUUAGGUAUUACAUUAUUGCUAUUGCUGAACUUUGUUUAUGACAUUGCAUAUGUGCAUGGACAGCAUCCCCAAACUCAGUUCCUAUUUAAAUAUAAAGUAUUUGGAAGCCUGAGA
Callorhinus ursinus (northern fur seal) is the source of this 4426-nucleotide messenger RNA. It is a transcript of the gene FBXO42, whose product is annotated as F-box protein 42. The record is from RefSeq and is a predicted model, not a curated record. NCBI's taxonomy places the organism in Eukaryota, Metazoa, Chordata, Mammalia, Carnivora, Otariidae. Gene Ontology annotation, molecular function: protein binding; ubiquitin-like ligase-substrate adaptor activity. Gene Ontology annotation, cellular component: SCF ubiquitin ligase complex.